AUGGGGCUCAUCCAAAACUGUGUGACUUGUCUAUGCAGCCAAAAGCCGCCCUGUUAUGAAGAAGCGCUCUUUCUCAUCCACCAGUCAAGAGACGAAAAGUCUCUGGAUUGGCUGCUAACGCUCGCUGAUCCAUCUGCGGUUUGGAACGCUGCUUUAGGGAGUUACGACAUGGAUCUCGCACUCCUGGUUGCAGUGCAUUCCCAGAAAGAUCCCCAGGAAUAUCGCUCUCUGCUCCAACGUUAUCGCGAUAUGAAAGAAAGGAAAAAGAGAUAUUGUAUUGACGUGGAGCUGAAGCGAUGGGCAAGAGUGCUGAAAGACAUUUGCGAAUUGAUUAUGCAUUGCGACGAAAUUGAUGAGGAGUUGGGAGAUGAGAAUGUUUUGUGGAAGCAGGCGGUGCGUCUGAUGCGAGAAAAGAGUCUGGAGAAAGAGUUUCUCGACUCUUUUGCCAAUACACCUUAUAGCUCGCGUGCUCAUCAAUGCUAUGCCGAUUUGCUGAUGGAGAAGGGGAACUACGAAGUCGCUCUCAUCGAAUAUCAGGCGUGCAAUCCUCAGCCUGUCGAGUCUAUGAUGACGUGUGCUCUCCACUUGGGACGGAGCGAUCUCUACUUAACUUUGCUGUUUGCUAGCCAGAAGGAUUCUUCGAGCCGUACCUCUGCGAUUCGUCGGCUGUGCGAUGCGUUGCGCACUGGACCUUCAGAUCACAUCCGCCAGUGUGCACGUGUCUCGGUAGUAGUGCGGCACCUUUCUCAUUGA
Molecule: messenger RNA, 753 nt
Organism: Blastocystis hominis
Lineage: Eukaryota; Bigyra; Opalinata; Blastocystidae
Exons: 1
Coding region: 1-753 (250 amino acids)
Biological process (GO): tRNA wobble base 5-methoxycarbonylmethyl-2-thiouridinylation
Cellular component (GO): elongator holoenzyme complex; cytosol
Molecular function (GO): tRNA binding
Source: RefSeq, a predicted model, not a curated record